Messenger RNA from Salvia hispanica, 843 nucleotides. NCBI's taxonomy places the organism in Eukaryota, Viridiplantae, Streptophyta, Magnoliopsida, Lamiales, Lamiaceae. The record is from RefSeq and is a predicted model, not a curated record.
AUGGCCGCAAUUAGGCAGCUUGCCUAUGCCGGGCCUGCUGACAUGUUCGACGAAUAUCUACAGAUGGGCGAAACGACGGCCCUCAAGACGUUGAGGCAGUUUUGCAAGGGUAUCAAAGAACUCUUCAAAGGGGAGUACCUACGGAAACCGACGGCCGAGGAAUGCCAGAGACUGAUAAAUAUGCACGGGACAGUGCAUCAUUUUCCGGGCAUGAUGGGCAGCAUCGAUUGCAUGCACUGGGAGUGGAGGAACUGCCCGGUGGCUUGGAAGGGGCAGUUCACUUCUGGUUUCAAAGGGCGACAUCCCACGAUGAUUCUUGAAGCCGUUGCUGACUACCGCUUGCGAAUCUGCUUCGUGGCCAAUGGCACGCAGUACAACAGGGCAUACUAUUUGGCCGAUGGAAUAUACCCUCGCUGGCCCGUGUUUGUCAAGACGAUCCGACAACCUGUUGGGCCGAAGCAGACCUAUUUUGCAAAAAAACAAAAGGGUGCUAGGAAGGAUGUUGAGCGGGCUUUCGGAGUCUUCCGAUCGCGAUGGGCCAUUUUACGGUGUCCGGUUCGACAAUGGCACGAAAAUGAUGUCGCGGACAUCAUGACUGCGUGUAUCAUACUGCACAAUAUGAUAAUAGAAGACGAAGGCUUUAGUGCAGAGCGUUGGGCACCGGAAGAUGGUGCUAGCACAAGUCACGGUAUUGCAACCCCUCCUCUGCAGAUGGGUGUACCACGCAGUAAUGAAUACUUGAUUCAGCGCUUCACCAAUAUGCGGAGUGAAAUAUCACAUUCAACACUGCAGGCUGAUUUGGUUGAAGAGGUCUGGAACCGUAGAGGAGGGGGCGCAGCGUGA